This is a messenger RNA of Coccidioides immitis RS, 312 nucleotides long. RefSeq lists its product as uncharacterized. The transcript is spliced from 3 exons. The coding region runs from base 1 to 312 and encodes 103 amino acids. The record is from RefSeq and is a predicted model, not a curated record. Lineage: Eukaryota; Fungi; Ascomycota; Eurotiomycetes; Onygenales; Onygenaceae.
AUGGCCAGCAGCAGAUUGUUUUCAUGUGGCAAACUUGCACUCGUUGAAGUUGACCACAUUCUACCCUGUCCAAUGAUGUCAGCAGCCACAACCAUCAGUGGUCAGCCCAGGCUUUUUGACGCUUUGAUGCAUCCAGCUCAUAUCUCCGGAAUACAUUCAUCAGACGAUGGUGUCUUUCUAUCGAUCCUUCUACAAGAGGCCCAGUCCUCCUAUCUGAUCUCGCCAUUGAUUCAUAAUCCCCAAGGCCUCUUGCCAUUUAUCGGGUAUCGAUUCUACGUUAUCGCGAUCAUGCCAUGGGCGCUGGAGCAUUGA